CUACUAUAUAUAUUAUAUAAAUGUAUUCAACACCGCAAUCAAAUCCUAUUCUAGACUUUCCUGAAACACCCAAGAAAAAUAUUGUUAAAAGAAGGCUAAAUGGGCGCCUGUAUAUCCUCAACUUCAAGCGCAAAAUCAGGCCAAACUGUAGGAGGAGGACCGAGUUGCGUCAAGCGGUCAUCGACAGCAGCCAAGGUGGUUCACAUGGAAGGUCGUGUUCAAGAGUUCAGGCAAUCAGUCCAAGCCAAGAACAUCGUUUCUCAGAAUCCUGGUCACUUCCUUUGCAGCUCCGAGUCGAUGUCCAUUGGGACAUGCGUGCCCCAUGUGCCCGAUGAGGAGGAGCUUCAACCGGGACAGGUUUACUUCUUGUUGCCACUCUCCCAAUCCGAUAAACCCCUUUCCUUGCCGGACUUGUGUUCCCUCGCCAUUAAAGCUACCGCUGGCUUUGGAAGACACAAUGUGGACCUCUCCUCCAGUAACUCCAAACUCAUCCUUAGGUGAUGGAGGUGGUAAG
Messenger RNA from Hibiscus syriacus, 514 nucleotides. RefSeq lists its product as uncharacterized. The transcript has a single exon. The record is from RefSeq and is a predicted model, not a curated record. NCBI's taxonomy places the organism in Eukaryota, Viridiplantae, Streptophyta, Magnoliopsida, Malvales, Malvaceae. Bases 100 to 501 code for a protein of 133 amino acids.